UGGGUCGGAGAGUAGUUCCCAGCAGACGGACGCCAUCUUGGUUCCAAUCGUAAACAGUUUCAAGUGCGUGUAUGUGCGGUUUACCGUUUAUAUCGUGGAAACUUUGAGUUAUUGAGGUUAUUGAGGUACGUGUGUCAGUCCAACAUUGUGCUAAUGUGUCGCGCAUACAUGUUACCGAUCUCUGUGCUCUCUGUGCUGGGGUAUUAGCGUUCUGCGGUUCUCUUUGUCUCGUGGUCGCAGAUAAAAAUAAUAUAUGCCCUAAUUUAUAGGAAAGUUAUACUAAAAAUAACAAAUAAAUUGUUUUAAUCGUUCAUUACGAGUAAGCAUUAUGUUUACGUUUAGCGUGUAGUUCAUUUAAAAGGAGGUUAAUUUGUACUUUCAUUGGUGAUUAUGGGAUUUUCAUUCAUAAUCUUAUCAGUGAAAUAGCAAAUUACGUAAAUAUAAAACUAGGUUUUCUAGUUCGAAUGUUAGACUAAACAAUAAACAAAACUGUAUGUUAUGAUUAUUUUGUUUUCGUAAUGCAAUCUUUAAAUAAUUACCUGUACAGAUAUUAUGAAGGAAUAAAUACUCGUACAGUUGACGUGUAGCAUAAUGUGAUUUAUGAAGAUAUUAUAACUUAACAUUACUUUACUAUACUGAAAUUGAAUGUUGAGUUUAGCUCCAUUUCACUUUUCGUCUAAAAUCUGACAGUGUCACUUCAGUAAUAACCCCUUUUCACCAUAGCUGUUGUAUUUGAACAUAUAUUACUUAGAAUUAUAAUUUUUAAAGUGAUUAAAUAUUUUAUUUCAAUGCAUAUUGAAGGAAACACUAGGACAUAAAAUAUAAAACAAAUAAUUUCCAGUUGAAACUUUAUGAUUUACACUAAACUUUCAUUAAACUGUAUUUAAAUUAGUACAGAGGUAGGUCUUAGCCUGCUAUUUAAAACUAAAUCAUUAAACAAACCAAUAAUCGGUCAACAAAUAAAAUAAAGUUGAUUGCAUCUCCCCAAAUUUAGAAAUUCUGGUGAGGAAAGCAAACCGGAGUAGUAAUAGUGUUAGUCUUUGUGGUGGUGGGGGGAGGGGGGAACGAAAAGUGAACUGUUGUGAAAGAUUCUAGGAGAGUGAAUAGCCUUGAGGUGGACUGAACCAAUGUUUGAUAACACCCCAACAAGAACUAACAUGCUCCUGGUGUUAAUGUGCGUGAUGAUGAAGAUCCUGGAGUAUUCCUCAGGGACCCUGGUGGAUGUCCAGGUGCCCCGCCAGGAGGUCGGCAAGCCCAGGAAACGGAGGAAGAGGAGACAGAAAAAAGGAGUGGCCGGACAGCCGCGAGGCAUGACUACGGCUGGAGAAGAAAAACUGGGCCAUGGUAUGCUGCACAGCCCAGAGUCCGACUGCAAUUCCAACAACCUCGACUCGACCGCCAGCUACCUGAGCAAUACUUCAUCGCAGGACGUUGACUUUAUACAAGAUAAUUCAGACUACCAGUGGUUCCUCGACUACGGGUACCGAGAGACACAACAUCGCAGCAUCCUCUCCCUGUCAGCCAGCUACGAGGAGGGUUGCUACGAUGACCUUGCCCGUGACCUUGACACUCAGCUCGCCCAAGUGGACAUGGAGGACUUUCGUGCAGAGGACAUCUUGCCUGCCAUGUGUUGUCAGGAUCUGCAGCCCGAUCGGAGAGGGGAGAUGUUUGCUAGUGUGUCUGGCUCUAUGAUGGUCAAAUUUGACCUAGACUGUUCCUUUAGCCCCCAUUCCAGCUCUCAGGAGGAGGAGGAGGAGGAGGGGCAGUGCGAGUCGAUGUGCAAGUCCGGCCCGCUGUUCUCCCCAGUGAGGGAGAGCCCGCUGUGCCUGGCGGGGCCCAACUACAGCGUAGACUCAUUGGACUGUGAGGAGCAGGACAUCCUGCUGACCUGCCAGGCAAACAAGGACAACUACACGAUAGCCUUCGAAGGCAGCACCCUCAUGGGCGAGGAAUCUGACUGUCAUGAUACUGGAGAGAGCAAUACAAGUAAUACCAGCGGUACCUGGUCAAGUGAGGAGACGAGAAGGUCGGUGGUGCCGGGCCACAUGGCCAGCUCUGAUGCUCCCAGGACCACGUGGUGCAAAGUCGUCACGCGGCGCAACCACCACCACAACUGCAUGCGCCAUUCCAGUGCCAGUUUGCCCAAUCUCACCCGUGGCAGGCAGCAACUCAACCAGUCUGUCAUGGAACACAGGAGCAAACCUAUGAGUGGCUGUGUGAAACUGUACGAUGUGACUCAUUCCUCGUCAGUGUCCGGAUCAGACAGCAGCCUCUCCUCGGAUAGGCAACACUCCCGCCUCAGUUUGGUCCGGUUGUUCAUCAAACAGCGAGGCUGCACGAUGACUCACUCAGACUACGCUGCUACACAGCGGACACAUUUCCGCUCCUCAGAACUUUGUGAUAACAGACCCAACAAGAAUCUGAUGACGUCGGAUCGCAAUCAGAAUCAACUGUCCGAGUGGAUGAACAAUGCACGGACAGAAACAGCUACCACUAACGACAGAGGAGAUCAGAGCUUCGCCGACAGUCUCAUCGACGAGACCGGUGAAUCCGAGUCGGUGGAACGGCUCAGUGAGUCUGUCUCUGUGUGUAGCUGCGAAGCAAGUCUCAAUACAUCCCGCCAACUCAUCGGCAACAAUAACAACAGCCUGGAGAGAGACGAUAUCAGGUCUCCAAUAUCUCAAGUGGGGCGAGGCACCCAGACUCGGACUAGCCUGGCUUCCAGCUCUAGCAGUGACCCGACAGAUGUUACUCGAGUUGCCGGAUCCGGCCAAGUACGUCAUCACUCCGCCACCCAGUGCCCUCUACACUGCGUAGAUGCCAGCAUGCAGACCUCUGCCUCCAUCAGCAAGCCUCCUCUGCCUGAUAAGAGCUCGAGUCAGGUGAAGCCACCAGUGUACGUGAUGUAUCCCAAUUACACCCUGCCGGACUUAGACUUCCUACGGGAUGACAAGCUGGACUUGGAGCAGGUGUUCUUGGCUCCUAUGCGGUUCUCUCCGGGCUGGUCCCCUCUGCCCUCACCUUCAUUGCCCCCCACCAGCCCCAUCCCUGUCCCCACCGGCGGGCGGCAGCGCCCCCACUCCUGUGCCGACAUCGAUCAUCUCCGCAAGAAAGGUUUUAGUCACAUUAGAGACUGGGAAAGCCUGGCUGUACUGUUACCACCGGAGUAUUGCGCUCUAUUGUCCGACAUCCCGGAGUUGAAGGAGUACAAGGACCUCUGCGUCCAACCCAAGCCUCUCUUCUGUGUUUCUCCACCAAUGGCAAAGACAAACCCUACCCAGUUCUCUCCAUUCCCAGAUGCUCGUACCACAGUGAACACUUCAUCUUCGUCUAGCACGGGAACCCAGCCAUCAUCCGGCUAUCGGGGCUCAUCCACGCUGCUGUCUGACAGUAGUGCCAACCCGAGCCCUGCUCCACACACGGCCCAGAAUCCCCUGUUCGUCUACAAGUACGACAGCAUCAGCUCCGAGUCAGGAUACUCAGGCCCUCCGUUACCAAAGAGAUCAAUCUCGCUUCCAGAGGACAAGAACAUUCCUCCACCCCCCAGGCCUCCGCUGCCGAGAGGAAUUUUACGCAACUCUCUAGAAAAUGCAAAACUUCACAAAAAUCAAGCAAAUAAGAAAAGGCACAGCAUGUUCGACAUGGAGACUGCAAAUGUUGAUGACCCCGAGUUGGUGGAUGUGGAGAAGAAAGCCAAAGCUAAGGCUGUGGCGAGUCAGCUGUCAGGCUCGGUAGAGGGACUCGGUGGCGAGAUGUGGAGGCCGCCCACCCCUCCUACCACCCAUGCCCUGAGACUGCAGCAACUGCUGGAGAUGAGUGGGGACCAGUGGGACCCCAAGGAUAUGGACAUCUUGAGACAACAGGUCAGCAGGUUUCUAACACAAGGCCGGAAGAGUGUCAGUUUUGCUGAUAACGGAGAGGACUCAGCGAUGACUCCACCGAACUCCCCUCAGUCGUCAGUCACUCACAAACCCUCAUAUCAGGUGAAGACAGGACCUACACUAAAUGAGACAACAAUCACAGAGGAUAUGGAAGCCAGCUUCAGCCAGGAGAGGCUCAGGCACUCAGCUAAAACCGAACUGGUGGACGUGGUGUCAGCGGCAGCCACCAAACUGAUCUCACAAGUGUCGGGACCCACCGAGCUGGUGUCCAGUGUAGCACUCAGUGCGCUCUGCCCGGCACUCUACUCUCUGCUGAGUGACGGGCUCAAGCCCAGCCUGGACACCCCCUUUGGUGACAUCAACAACUCGGUCUGGCAAGUGGUAGAAGCAUCGGCACAGCAAGGUCCAAUGACAAAGGCUCUAAAUGAACUGGUUCUCAAGCUGAACAGUGAAGAUGUCCUGACAGAAGGAGUCGUUAAGUUCAAUGCUUUCAUCUUCGGUUUACUCAAUGUUCAAGGGCUGGACGUGUGGUUGAGCUAUCUGCGCACGAGGGAGAGUGUGCUGCGACGGCACUACACUCCCGAUGCACUCAUGCUGUGUGCGUGCCGUGGGCAGACAAACGCACGUGCGCUCAGUGAUAAGCUGUUGGCUUCGCUAAGGCCCCUGGGACAGCUCACUUUCAAACUGGACCUGCUCUACGAGACGAGGUUGCUUCACCAAAGUCUCUUGCAACUUAGUAGGCUACCAUCAUCACCGAGCCACAGUGCUAGCAGUAGUAGCAGCAAAGGAUCAUGGACUCUGAGGCGGCUGAUGGAGUCUCCUCCCCCACCCUUGCCCAGUGGUACGGACCAGUGCCGACCCCGCUCCUGCGUGGAUUCUGUCACAGGCACUGCCGACCUGGCUGCUACUGCCAGGAAACGCUGGAGUGGUGUCAACAUUGGAGGCAAGCUCUCACAGGCCUUCGACAGGCUGGGAGACGAUACUGAAGAGGAGUACACAGACAGUUUGGAGACUGGAGUGGGAAAAAACAACAGUGCUGGAGAGGAAACAAGUGAAGGCAGUGGAAAAUUCCGCAGGCUGCAAAUGAAAUGGGAAAUGCUGUCCGGCAAAGAGAGCUCCAGCCAGGAACCAUCUCCCAACUCCUCUCCUGUCAAAUCCAGCAGCUCGAGUGUGUCCACGGCACCCAAGUCACGUAUUCCGAGGCCGGUGACAUCCCCGGUGAGGCCGACCAACCACCCAGCGCCACCCCAGACCACAAGGCCACCCAUCAAAAAACCACUUACCGCCGCCAGUCAGCUUCGCAGGCCUGCUGUACUUCCUGCCAGGCCCCGACCUCUAGAUGGCCCUGUAAAGGCCCGCACCUCACGUGUGGACGCCCCCGCCAAAACUGGUCCUCUUCCACGGCCAAGCUCGCUGCCCUACAGGCCACAGCGAGCUCCAGACAACCAUCGUCGAGCUGCGAGUUCAUCCACCGUCCGGCUCCAGUCCCAUCAGACCAGUCCCCCCAACAAGUUUGUGGUGACGCUGAGCCACCGCCUGCCUGCGGACAGCGGCCACCUGGCGUACAAUGAGGGCGAGCGCCUGCGGCUCGUGCUGGAAGUGGACGACACCUGGCUACUCUGCUGUCGCGGUGACGCCAAGGGCCUGGUGCCCCGGUCGGGAGUGAUCCCCCUUCCUGCCAGGAUAUAGGCGUGGACAGCCCAAGCUUCCUCGGUGUAUAUAGUGUAAUCAGUAUUAGUUUUCUUUUAUUUUAGUGUACCACUCCUUUAAUGAAUUGAGUACAAAUUAAUUUUUAAUUUUAAUGAAUUUUGAGGCUGUAAGGUCAUAGGAGGGGGUAUUCACAGGGUGGAAAGCGUUUAAUUUUAAAGUGAGUUUUUUUAAUACUAAUACAGAAUAUUUUAAUAUUCAACUUCUCCUCAUAAGGAAAUCAAAGCUACGUUUAUUCACACAGUAGGCUAAAAAGUGUGUUGUAAAAAAUAUUUAUAUAUAUUAAAGUGGACUGGAAAUUUCAGUUUUACUAUGUUGUGUCAAUUAAUUGCUUGCAUGUCUUUGAGAAAGAUUACAGUCAAAAUGAAUACCAUCUGUUGUGACCAUAGUUAAGUUUGAGUUUUAAUCAGUACAGAAUUAAUGUUAUUCAUAGUUUUAUGAAUUGCACAAAGAAGAAGCUUGGGCAUACCAAAGUAUCAAGUCUGAAAUGUCCUGUACUUAACCAAAGAGUGUAUUGUAUGAGUGUACGCGUACCAUUUGUACGCUAUUUUGUAUGUUUCAACCUUUCACUAGUCACUUCACUUAACCUUGUUACCGCUUCUCUAGUUACUUGUAUGGUUAUUUUUGUAAAUAUGAACUUUCAUUAGCUUUAAUAUCUUGCUUGCGGGUCGGUGGGUAUUCAGUUUUACGAUGUUUCACAUUUAUUGUUAAUAGGUUGGUGACUGUUUUAUCCAAGCUAAUCUGCAUGUAGCUUUCUCUUAUAAUUAUAUUUUGAUCAGUUACCAGAACUAUACCAUAGUAUAAAUGUGUAUUUUUGUAUUGACUUUUAUAGCUUUGCUGGUAAUAAGAUAGGCUUACUUGUGAAUGGGAGGAUUCAAUUUUUAUGUUAAUCCCAUCUCCCUUAUGCAAUAUAGACAUUUUCUUGUGAUAUUUUAUUGAACUUAUAUUUUCCCCACAGAGGGAGGUUACAUAGAACAUUCUGAAAUUAUAUAUGAAGUUCAACAAAUUUUUUGCAGCGACAGUGAGUGUAAUUAUUUAAAUUUUCAUCUGCUACGGUUGGUACCAAUUUUUAUGCUUCAUUUUACAAAUAAAACAAAAUAAAUCAAUUUUAACUGUAAUUUUCCAGUUUAAAAAUAACAAAUUGCCAUAUCCUGGAUAAAAAUUUAAUCGACAUUUUUUGAAACUGUUGAAUUGUCAAAGUUUGAGAAAUAAUACACACGAGGUUAAAAUUAAUAAUUAUUUUGUUCAUCUGGUUUUCUUGUUUUUGUUGAAAUUUUAAAGAAAGACUGUUUUAGUGAUUAUAAAUAAUAGUAUUCAUGAGAAAAGAAAAUGAUCUGAACCAACUUUAUUGAAAAAUUGAAGAAAACUGUAAUUAAAUAAAACAUACAUUAAAAAGUUGACAGAAAAUAGUUAUGACACAGUCCCAAAGUCACAUGCCACUACACCACCAUGUAGUUCCAAUGUGUUGUUAUGCCUGGGCAUGCAUAGCCAGGUAUACCCGCCGAUACUCGUGUUUGAUGCUUGCUCCUUUACUUCCUUUACCAGACCGUUUUCUUUCCUUUUAAAAUUGAAACUUCCUACCCUUAUUUCUUGUCCUGAGUCAAUAUUUAGCUUUUUAGCUCGCUUUCUUUUUUGUGUUUGUACUGUCUCUCUCUAACUUAAUUUUAAGUUAAUCGAUUAAUUAGCUUUACACUAGUAUUGUGAUAUAUUUAUUUUUACAGUAAGUGGCUUUUCUAUGUCGCCGUGUAAAGAACUGAUAAUCGCUUCUGUUAGUUUAGGUAGGCGAGUCGAAAACGACAAUUCCAUUGAUGUACGAUCCGAACCUCCCAUUGUGAUGUUGCCUCUUUGUAGGUUUUUGUUAGUUUAGGUAAGGGAUGUGUUUACUAUUUAGACAGUUUAGUGUUUUUUACUCAGUUUUAUCAACCAAAUUGGCAACAUUGCAAAAAAAGUCUAGGCCUUCUACCUUGUCCAUAUUAAGUACAUAUAAAGUAAUAUCACUAAGGUAAUUUUAAUAAACCAAAAUUUAGGUUAAACUUAGCUCAUAGUUGUUAGUUAUAGGUGACUUAAUGACCCGUAACUCCCCAAUCUGAAGGCCUAUCAAUGAUUGUAUUUUCAUGACGAAGUGCAGUAAAGUUAUUUAUAAUCAGUUUCUAGAAUUCGUACCUCUAAUAGAAUAGCAAAUUAUUAAAUCGUUCAACAUAUAUUAUAAUACCUUUUAUCUUAGGAACCAUAAUAGGCUUUUCAAAUCAUUUUAGUCUUUCUAAGUGGUUAAUGUAUUUAUUUCAAAUUUGAGGGUAGGUCAUUGUCUUUAUUUUUCAAAUAUUUUAAGGGAGAUUUAAGUAGUACUGUACUGAUCAGUUCCUUAAGUCUACUCUGAUUCUUUAAGAACGGUGGAACGACAAUGCUGAUUCCUUGGUGCCAGUUGGCUAUCAUUCAAUGUUAGGCCUUAGCAUAUGUUACGAUAAUUCACGUCGCAUUGUUUUGCUUCUGUUUGUGCCAAGAACAUCUUGUACUAGUCAUUUACUAAAGUCUGGUCUGGUUCUUUCCAUUAAAAGAAUAGAACCCCAAUUCUAAUUCCUUGGUGACUGUUGGAUAUCAUACAGGAUUAAGACUUAGCCUAUGUUUCAAUAAUUUAUCGCACUGUUUUCUUCCUAUUUGAGGCAAAAACAUUUUGUAAUAAUUCUUUAUUAAGUUGUGGAAGCAACAAUAUGCCUUCAAAUUUAAUAAUUAUUGCUGGGAUAGGUUGUGCCAUCGUGCCAUAAUCGUUUUCGUUUGUGCUGUGUUCUAUCUGCUAAGCACUCCACUUAGUUGUUUGUUAGUGUCAAGUUUUUUUGGCUGUUCUGCUCAUUUGUUGCCAUUUUUUUUUUUUUUAGUGAAUAAGCCAAUAUGAGAUUCAACUUGUUUAAAAGUAAAGGUGAUAUAACUGAACUAGUAUUAGUGAAAUCAUCAUGACCAAAAAAUGUAAUAUCUUCACUAAUACAAUCUUUAAUAAGUUUGUAGCAAAUUAUAGAAUUUGCCCUAAAAAUAUGGUACUAAUAAAUUGAAACCGAAUUAAACCUAUUUUAUAUUAAUUUCCCUGUUUGUUAUAUGUAUAUUCCAUGUUCCUUGUAUAGUGUAAUGUAAACAAUGAUAUUUAAAUUGACAUGGUACACAAUUAAUUAAUUAGUUUAGAAAGAUUUAGAAAGCAAUAGAAAGGAUAGUUUUCCAGUCAUUAAUUUUAUUUUAGCUCAGUUACUUAGUAUAAAUAAUAUAAUGACGUGGUCUUUUACGUUCUUCUUAAGGGCAAAGGAUAUUUUUCCAAUUUCUCAAUUCCUUUACUUGAUUUUUGUGUACUUAUUAUUAAAAAUGUCAAGUGGAGCUUUUAUUACGGAUAUUAACAUUUCACUCAGAUGUAAAAACAAACUGUAUUAUUAGUGGAUACUUAUCUAGAAACUGAUGACAUUUGUUUAGAGUGCACUUUUUCAUGGGAACCGUCAUUGUCCCAUCUCUCCCCCGUAGUUAGGUAGUUUACUUACUUGUUAAGAUUAUGUUUCCAUUAAAAAUCGCUUUAAGAUAAUGUAAUGCCAACAAUGCAAGAAAACAUUGUUCCCUUUUUGGUGUUGUCUUUUGUAAUGUUUGAGCGAGCGAACGACAGCGAAAUCUGACUAGAAUUGAGUAGGUCGAUCCAUUUUGUGGAAUGUUUUGGUCGAGAAUACUCAUCUAAGCUUUGAGUUGAAUCAACAGUUUUGUGUUGUGUAGUCUUAAAGUCAAAUUUUAACAGCAAUAAAUAUUUCUCCCUUUCAGAUGUGAUACAGUAUUUUUAUAAGAUUUGCCGAUUGCUUUGGACAAUACGGAAACUUGAUUGAAGUUAGGAGUAGCAGUCUAAUAAAACGAAACGGUCAGUUGGGUCAUAUUCGGCCAAUCGGUUUGCUCAUUUGCCGGAUCGUGUGUCGGGAGGAAUAUUUCAAAAACAUUCAACUGAUCAGUAACAAUUCACUAGAUGUCAUAGUAGCCUGUUAAAACCUUAGUUUCACCGUAAGAGAAUGUAAGUUUUUAUAUAUGAUAAUCGUGAGAGAGUGCAAGAAAAGUUUUAUAUUUUUUUACCUUAUUCCUAGAUUUUAACCCUUAUCACCGAGGAUGAUUUGUUAGGAAAAUUUAACCACACAUUUUAAUUUCUAAUGUAGUAACUAAAAAUCGAAAAACGAAGGGACUGCGAGCGAGAGUGUGCAUCAGUAUUAGGCUGUAUUAUUGUAUAUAUAACAUUAUAUAAGUACUGAGAUGUAAAUACUGAUUGGAAAACAAGACCAAUUAUUUUUGAUCUGGUUAAUUUCAAUAAGUAGCCGAUGAUAUUUUCUACAAUAAGCUAAUAGCUGUAUCUAAUGUAUAUAUUGUAAUGUAACUACUGUAUUUUGUUGCUUCUCAUGAUUACACUGUCCGUAAGCACUCUGUCUAGUGCCAUAUCGCUAUUAUGUGUCAAUACAAUAAAGUCAUUCUGCUAACUA
Molecule: messenger RNA, 10069 nt
Organism: Homalodisca vitripennis (glassy-winged sharpshooter)
Lineage: Eukaryota; Metazoa; Arthropoda; Insecta; Hemiptera; Cicadellidae
Exons: 25
Coding region: 1128-5570 (1480 amino acids)
Cellular component (GO): cytoplasmic vesicle
Molecular function (GO): protein binding
Source: RefSeq, a predicted model, not a curated record